Molecule: messenger RNA, 618 nt
Organism: Neltuma alba
Lineage: Eukaryota; Viridiplantae; Streptophyta; Magnoliopsida; Fabales; Fabaceae
Exons: 2
Coding region: 1-618 (205 amino acids)
Source: RefSeq, a predicted model, not a curated record
AUGGCUGAGCUGAAGAGGUCAGUGACAUCCUACAGAAGAUCAGGCUCUUCAGGAACGGUAUGGAAUAACAAGUCUGUGUCUGAUGAGUUUAUUAGAGACACUAAUCAUCAACCAAAUGCUAAUCAUGGAGGCGAUGAUGAACAUCAAAAAGUGGUGGAACCCAGAAAUCUAAGGCAUUCCAGAAGCGUUGGAGCCACCGCGGAUUUGGUUGGCCGGAGCCAAUCCACCGGAGAAACCAUAUACUACCGGAAGGUCAAGGUUGCGCCACCGUCCAGGGAUCCUCCUUCUCCUAAGCUAUCAACCUGCGGAUUCUUUUGCUUCCCUGUAGUUACUACCCAGCAUGUAGAGUUCAUAUAUAUAAAGGAGUCUCAUUUACCCUCUGAACUUGCACUCCUUGAUCUUCUGGAUCUCUUUCUUCCUCAUAUAUAUCGUCAGUUUGUGGCUCUGCAUCAGAAUUAUGGAAGUUGCAGAAAUGGGAGUUCCUUGCAGCCCAAAACAGUGAGUGAGAUGUUCUUGCUGCGAUUUUGGACUGAAGGGAGCUCCUACUUCUUCAACUUCGAUCUGUCAGCUGAUCAGAGAUUUCAAGUUUUUGAAGAAGAACAUAUAUGUUAUCUGUAA